AUGAAUUGUACCAAUCAUAUUAAAAAUCAAGUGUCUUUAAUAUGUAUCGCUCCUCAUACGUGCUAAUUCGAUAGGAAACUUUGUUCAGAGUGCUUAGAUGAGCAUUAGUUUAAUAGCAAUAUAGUAUCAAUAAAAAGAUUUAAAGAAAUGGUCAUGAAGAGAUUUUCAGAAUCUAAGCUAGAUCAAAAUACUGAAGAAUUAAUCCAUUAGAGAAAGGCUUUUAAAUCUAUGCUCUCUGAAACAGAAAGCAAAAUGAGGAAAAUUUGGGAAGAGUUGGAGAAGUCAAUCAAUUAAAUGUAUGAUUUCAUUGAAGAGUAAAAUAAAUUGUAUUUGAAUCUUUUCAACUAAAAUGAUAAUCUAUCAGAAUUCUCCAAUUCUAACUUAGAAUAAUUAGUAUAAAUUCUAAUAGGAGAAUCAUUGGAUGAUUGGAAUGAUUUACAAAAUUCUUAAUUGGUAAAACUGGAAAAGACAAAGAAUUAAUGGGAAUAAGAUAUUAAAACUUUCUGUGAAAAGAUGAAUAUAGAAAUGAAAGAGAUUACUUCAAAGAUUAAGAUUGAACCAAGGUAAGAAAUAGUAUAAAUCAAUGAAAGAGAGAAAGAUUUGUAUGAAGUGUUAGCUUUAUCAAAAAGUAUCAAUCAAAAAUUAUUUGAUAAGAUGAUAAAGAUGCUAAAAUAAGAUAAAAUUUCAAAUAUUAUUAUAUUUCUUUAAAAAGAAUUCGCUCAAAAGUAUCAGGAAGAAUACAUGUAUAAUGAAGCGAAUUUAUCUCCUAAGAGCAGAGAGGUGAAAUUGAAAAAUGACUUUUAGGUUAUUACCACUGUAUUUAGAGAUAUUCAUUAACUUGAUUUUAAUAAAAAAAAUUUUUCAACAGAUGCAUACAUAGAAACUAGAAUAAAUAUAAUUAAAAAGAUAUAAAAAGAUGAGAAGAUUAUCGAAUUUUUAAAGUUUCUAGUUAACCUAACAGCUAUUGAUAGUUAAUUCAUCUAAUGUGGCUCAAAUUCACUUAAUUUAUUAGUUGAGAUGAAGGUAGAUCUAAAAGAGCAAAGUUUUGAAAAUAUUAGGAUUAAAGAUACUUCUUUGAUUGGAGGAAAUUUUUUGAGAUGUAAUUUGAAUGGAUCCCAAUUUGAUAAUGUCGAUAUAGGUGGUGUGAAUUUAAAUGGCGCUUAAUUAUUUAACUGCAAAUGGAAGAAUAUAAAAUUGAAUGAAUUAAAUAAACUUGAAGGCCAUGAGAGUAGUGUCAAUUCAGUUUCUAUCUCGCCGGAUGGUACAAUAUUAGCAUCUGGCAGUGCAGAUAACUCUAUUCGAUUAUGGGAUAGUAAGACAGGGGAAUUAAAGGCAAAAUUAGUGGGUCAUGAAAAUGCGGUCAACUAAAUUUGCUUCUCUCGUGAUGGAACUACGUUAGCUUCUGUUAGCGGAGAUAGAACUAUCCGUUUAUGGGAUGUUAAGACAGGACGAUAAAAAGCCUAAUUAGAUGGUCAUACUAAUUCAGUCCUAACAGUGUGCUUCUCUCCGGAUAAUACAAUAUUAGCAUCUGGUAGUGCGGAUCAUUCUGUUCGUUUAUGGGAUAUUACAACACGAAAAGAAAAGGCCAGACUAGUUGGUCAUAGUAAUUCUGUCUGCUUCUCACCUGACGGCACUACAUUAGCAUCUGGUAGCGGAGAUAACUCAAUCAGGUUAUGGGACGUUAAGAGAUAAGAAAUAAAAGCCAAAUUAGAGGGUCAUCGAGAUUAUGUCCGCUCUAUAUGCUUCUCUCCAGAUGGUAAAACAUUAGCAUCUUGUAGUGCAGAUAGCUCUAUCCGCAUAUGGGAUCUUAAGACAGGAAAAUAAAAAAUCUAAUUAGAUGGUCAUAGUGAUGGAGUCCUGUCAAUAUCAUUCUCACCUAGUGGUACUACAAUAGCAUCUGGUAGUAAGGAUAACUCUAUUCGUUUAUGGGAUGUUAACACAGGAUAAUAGAAGGUAAAAUUAGAAGAUCAUCAUGAUUUCAUCAGAUCAGUAUGCUUCUCUCCUGACGGUACGAAAUUAGCGUCAGGUAGCGGAGAUAAGUCUCUCCGUUUAUGGGAUGUUAAUACAGAAAAAAAAAAUCUAGGCUAUGAUUGUUGUUUUAAGGACCAUCCUACUUUUUUAAAAACCCCACUUAAAAAUAAUACCUUAUUAUAAAAUGUCGCAUCAAAUAUAACCAUUCUCCUUAUCUCCAAAUAACUAAUAUUUUAAGCAUAAGGAGCAUUACUUUAUAAAGGAGAAUUUAUGGAUCAAUCAGGUAUGGAUUUUACAACAGUUCUCAAAUAAAAAGGAAGCUUGAUUUUGGAUGAUUAAAUAGAAUUUUAAGAGCAUUAAAGUUGA
Paramecium tetraurelia is the source of this 2337-nucleotide messenger RNA. RefSeq lists its product as uncharacterized. Gene Ontology annotation, molecular function: protein binding. The record is from RefSeq and is a predicted model, not a curated record. The transcript has 3 exons. NCBI's taxonomy places the organism in Eukaryota, Ciliophora, Oligohymenophorea, Peniculida, Parameciidae.